AUGCUUUCCAUUGCCUUAUUUCACUCCCUUCUUUUCGCAGGCUUGACCUCUGCAUACAAGAGCGAUGUCUUGCGUUCCUUCGAUAUUUCCUACUCAAACAGUUCCUGCCCUGCUGGCUUGCCUUUAUCGUGCAGCAACACGACUGUCGUGGAAGACCUCUGCUGCUUUGAGUCCCCAGGAGGCGUAGUAUUGUUAGCACAGUUCUGGGACUACAGCCCAGGCUUGGGACCAGAGGACGCCUUCACCAUUCACGGUUUGUGGCCUGACAACUGUGACGGGACCUACCAGCAGUUCUGUAUUCCAUCGUUGGAGAUUACUGACGCCAGAGCCGUGUUGAAUAAGUUUGGCGACGAGGAUCUCUUGGCCUACAUGGAUAUAAACUGGAAGAACGGUAAUGUCACUGCGGGAGACAACGAUUUGUGGAUCCAUGAGUAUAAUAAACACGGUACCUGUUACUCCACCAUCAACCCUUCAUGUUACAGCAAUUACACCGAAGGGCAACAGGUUGCUGACUUCUACAAACUCACCGUGGCCACCCACAAGCAGCUUCCUACCUAUGACUGGUUGAAGGAAGCCAACAUUGUGCCCUCCACCACCAAGAACUACACCAGCUCUGAGAUUGAGAGCGCUUUGUCGAGCAAGUUCGGGAAGAAGGUCUACAUCAGCUGUGACAGUGGAAACAACUUGAACGAGAUCUGGUACUACCACCACGUCCAGGGUUCGCUUUUAGACGAAAACUUUGUGCGCAUCGACCCGGUGUCUAACUCUACCGGUUGUCCAGCCACCGGUGUCAAGUACACCCCGAAGAUCAUUGCUACCCCGGGUUCCAAUUCCACCACCAAUACCACCAAUGGAACCGUUGAGCACGCGUCUCUGAAUGCUGCUGUGCAGGUAGCUGGUAACGCUUUGGUCUAUGGUGUUUCCGGGGUGGCUGCUGCCUUCCUUGCGUUGUUGUAG
Babjeviella inositovora NRRL Y-12698 is the source of this 957-nucleotide messenger RNA. Its product is annotated as T2 family ribonuclease. Gene Ontology annotation, molecular function: RNA binding; ribonuclease T2 activity. Gene Ontology annotation, biological process: RNA catabolic process. NCBI's taxonomy places the organism in Eukaryota, Fungi, Ascomycota, Pichiomycetes, Serinales. The record is from RefSeq and is a predicted model, not a curated record. Gene Ontology annotation, cellular component: extracellular region. Bases 1 to 957 code for a protein of 318 amino acids. The transcript has a single exon.